ACAAUGGAAGCUGGAAGAGUGUAGUUGUUUUAAUGGAAUUUCUUGUGAUUUUCCGCAGUUAUUGAGUGAUAUAUUGUAUUGGAAGCCAUGUAAUUUGCGGUGCUUGAAGAGAGAGAUCUGAGGCGCGCGGGCGGACGAUGGGCGUGUGGGCGGACUGGUGGUGGUGGUGCGCGAGGCCUGGGCGCCUGCCUCGCGCCGCCCCCCUCUCCAUCCUCCUGGCCACGGUCCUCACCAUCAUCUCUCUCCUGUUCCUCCUCAACGCCAAAGCCCUGAGUCGUCACCCGACCCCGCGCCAGGUGCUGGAAAUGGGCGACCACGACUUCGAGGGCGCCCCGCAGCACCACCCCGACCUUGUGUCCUACAUCAGGCAGCUGCACCUGCUGACGCCGAAGGGGGCCUCCGCGCCCUACGCACUCAGUCGACCCAACGCCACCGACUUCUCGCAGAACGGGCAGAGCAAGGAGGUCGAGAAGAUACUCAAGGGGAAGCGCGGCGGAGUGUUCGUGGAGGCGGGCGCUUACGACGGGGAGCAGCUGAGCAACACGCUCUACCUGGAGCGAAACCUCGGCUGGAAGGGCCUCCUGGUUGAGCCCGACCCGUGGAACUUCUGGUCGCUCAGGAAGAAGGGCAGGAAGGCCCACCUGGUGAACGCUUGUCUCUCCCCCAGCCCCUACCCCAGGGAGGUUACCUUCAAGCAAAGCGACACCAUGGGCCACAUAGCGAGCCAGGGCGAGGAGGCCAACCGGCGGGGGAUCUUCACCAGGGUCAAGUGCUUCCCUCUGUAUUCUCUCCUCCUCGCCAUCAACACCACGAAGGUCGACCUCCUCUCCCUCGACGUAGAAGGAGCAGAGCUGCAGGUACUGAAGACGCUUCCCUGGGAGAAGGUGAAGAUUCAGGUGCUGUGCAUCGAGCACCGCCACAUCCCCGAGGGCAGUGAGGCCCUAAGAGCCUACCUGGAGGACCGAGGCUACGCCCUGCACACUUCCGUUGGCGAUGAUUACAUCUUCGUCAGGAAAGACCUGGAGAAGAUCCCACAAGAAGAUCUGCUGUAGAGGGUCGCACAUCUCGUGGGGUUACGUAGACCUCAUGGACAGAAACUGUGUGUGAUUGUGUUCACGGCCAGAUAGUUUGUGUGAUACUCGCGAAGAACUACUUAACUUACUAUGCACAUGUGUGUAAAGUAUGGUGAUUUGUGUCUGUAUACGAGAAGCCGCAUAAUGUCUCCUCUUUACCGCUUUCACAGGCUGACUUUUUGACUGUUAGGGCGGCAUAAGGUUGUGAAUACUCUGUGAUAGUUCGCGACGAUUUUCAUAAAUGUACACUUUUCAUAUCCAUUUUUGUACGCAUUUUCUUAAUAAACAAACUUAAUCCGAUCUGAGUGAAAUGCAACGACUGUGAUCAAGCAAAAUCAGAUCCAUAGCCUAUACGAAGUUCAUACUUACUAUCUGUAUCGUUUUUAGCAUGAUAUAGGUUUUAAUUAUAUAUUUAUAUGGACGGCGUGAACUGUGCCGAAAUUAAAUCAGAUGUCUUCAUUGAUUGUUUCAUGUAAAUAUAUUUAAGGAAUUUUUCAGGUACAUAAAUUGUAGUCCAUUAUUUUUCCUUGUCGAAUGAUGAUUCAUUGCUUCAAAAAUGCAUUUCUAUAUUGUUUUUUUUCUUUAUUUCUUAUUGAGGCGAAGAUGCACUUGAAAGGUUGAGGAUCAUUGGCCAUAUACAAUAUAUAAUGCCUAUAUAUUUCAAAUAAUUAUCACCACCAACCAUUUGCUGAUCAAAUGAUUAUCAUAACCAAUCUAUCAGUUGUCAGUUCCUUAGCAUCAACAUGAAUAUUGCCAAAUGUGUCACCAAUCUGACAGCGUGUCAUCAAUCGUGACCAACCUGCCACAAGUACAUUUUCGUCUUGAUGCAAAAAGAAAAAAAAAAAACGGAGCGUAAUAGGAUUUCUAAAGCUGCUUGCGCCAUUUUUCUGCGGAAGUGCCUUGUUCAACUUCAUGGUCACAGCAAUACAGAAGUGCCUUGACAGGACACGAGGGAUUGAUGUCAAUAUUGUCAAGUAAUAAGAAUCGUAGGGGGUGGGGAUGUGUGGUAGAGAAAUACCACAGGGGAAGUCAACACACUUGGCAGUGCCAGAGCUUCUUGUGGAAAAGGAAAUGGAACUCGAUAAUUUUCAUUACGUAUUGAUAUCCGUAUAGUGUCAUCUUUUUUACUAGUUUCGGUUUUGAAUAAAAGUAUAUCAGAUAUA
Penaeus vannamei (Pacific white shrimp) is the source of this 2236-nucleotide messenger RNA. Lineage: Eukaryota; Metazoa; Arthropoda; Malacostraca; Decapoda; Penaeidae. The record is from RefSeq and is a predicted model, not a curated record.